ACCGUUGUUAGCAUUAGCUUCGUCAAACCGCUGCUUGUGUCUGAUGAGCAGAAAUUUCAAAAGGCGGUUCUUUUGUGGUAUCUCAGAUCAAUAUUUGAUCACUUAAAGUAAAGAUGAGUUCAGUCCAGAAUCUGAGAGAGUUGAUCAACGAGCGACUAACUGCUGCUGCUGAAGAAAUAUUCACGGAAUUUGAGAAAACCAUCCUCCAGUACGAGGAGGAGAUCGAUCGUCAGCGCAGACUGCUGGAUAACAUCUGGAAAGCAGAGAUAAAGUUUAACACAACAGAUCUUCUACAACAAAAUGUCCAGGAGGAGAAUGUUGUUGCUGAGCAGAAUCUCUGCAACCAGGAGAAGAACUCCAAUGUGGACCAGGAGGACCCAGAGCCUCCAGAGAUGAAAGAGGAGCAGGAGGAACUGUGCACCAGUCAGGAGGGAGAGCAGCUUGUACUGAUGGAAGAGGCUGAUACACUGGUUCAGUGCAACUCCAACUGUGAAGAAAUAUCCAGAGAAAUAUUUGGAGUUUCUGAUAAACCACUCGGCCAGUUGGAUGAAGACAUCGAUGAUCAGCGCAGGCUGAAGGAUAUGAUCUGGAAACCACGAAUAAAGUUACACAGAAUUGAUCACCAACAUCAAGAUGUCUGUAAAGAGGGGAAUGGUCUCCCAAAUCAGCAUCUCUGUAACCAGGAGAACAAGUUACAUCUGGACCAGAAAGAUGCAGAACCUCCACGGAUAAUAGAGGACCAGGAGGAACUCUGCCCAAGUCAUCAGAGAAAGCAGAUUGUACUGAAUCAAGCGACUGACUCUUUACUAUCGAUUUCAACUGCUAUGGACAGUGACCUCAGUGAAUUGAAACCAAACAGCGGCCACCUCCUCUCUUAUAAUUCACCAGUGGCUGAGAGCCCACAUCAGGACGGAAGCAAGCUUGAAGACUCAUGUUCAACUAGAAAUACAACACCAAAACCAAAGAGUCAUAACAGUUGCAAUGUAGCCAAGUCUUCAAUGUCAGAACAUCACUGUGAUGUUGAUACAAGUGAAAAAUCUUUAAAAUGUGAUGUUUUUGGAAACAUUUUUAAGAAUACGUACCAAAUCAAGAAACAUCACCAAAUCCACAAAGGUGUAAAACCAAAUGCUUGCAAUGCAUGCGGACAAAGUUUUAGUUCAUGGUCUCAGCGGAAAGUCCAUAUGAAAAUUCACACCGAUGAGAAACGGUAUUCUUGUGAAAUAUGUGGGAAACAUUUCAGUCGAAGUAGUGAUCUGACUGUCCAUAUGAGAACUCACACAGGUGAGAGGCCAUAUUCUUGUGAAAGAUGUGGGAAACAUUUCACUCAACGUGGGCAGUUGACUGUCCAUAUGAGAACUCAUACAGGUGAGAGGCCGCAUUCUUGUGAAACAUGUGGGAAAAAUUUCAAUGAACGUUCUAAGCUGACUAUCCACAUGAGAGUUCACACAGGUGAGAAGCCAUAUUCUUGUGAAACAUGUGGGAAAAAUUUCAUUGAACGUUCUAAGCUUACUAUCCACAUGAGAACUCACACAGGUAAGAGGCCGCAUUCUUGUGAAACUUGUGGGAAAAAUUUCAGACGUGGUGAUCAGGUGACUGUCCACAUGAGAACUCACACAGGUGAGAGGCCAUAUUCUUGCGAAACAUGUGGGAAAGGUUUCAGUGUACGUUCUAAGCUGACUAUCCACAUGCGAGUUCACACAGGUGAGAAGCCAUAUUCUUGUGAAACAUGUGGGAAAAACUUCAAUGAACGUUCUAAGCUGACUGUCCAUAUGAGAACUCACACAGGUGAGAAACCAUAUUUUUGUGAAACAUGGGAAACGUUUCAGUCAAGUCAGUCAUCUGAUUCGACACAAGAGCUCACACAGGUGAAACACUAGUCCUGGAACAACAGUGGGACCAGAUCUCAGCAGAACACGAAUUCAUUCACAACGUUCAGGGUAAAAGUAGGUCUUGUAGAUUCUGUGAGUUUAUUGCAUUUCGGACUGCGACACAUGGAUCUAUCACAAUCUGCCAACCUGUCCAUUGGAUGUUUGGCAACUUUUCCAGAAGCACAUAACAUUUACGAAAGAAAAACAACUGGAGACGUCAUACUUCUGAGGAACAGCCUAAUAGUUUAUUACAUGUUGAUUAUCAGUUUCUGAUAGAGCUGAGCGUAAUGGAAAGAGAUGAUGUUGCUCUGAUUUAAUGUAGUGAAAAUGAGUUUACGCAACAACAUAGUUUUUUAUUUAAUUAUUUUGGUAAUUCUCAUGUUCAGUUCAUGUGUGUAUGUGAAUUGGUUGCAGUCCAGUUCAACUUAUGUCUAUACUUCUGUGGUUGGUCUUUGUUUUUUGUUUUUUCUUUUUAAAUGAAAUAAAAUGAAACCAGUUUCCAUUGCAGCUAAAUGUGGAAGUAACAGACCUGACUGGUUUCAUAUAAGGUAAAGCUUCAGCUUUCUGUAAGACAGUUGAAGUAAAAAGUUCAAGUUUUUUGCUCUACAUUUGUCUUUUAAAGUACAUAAAAGCUGUUGUAUUGGAUUCAAAUCAGGUAUCAUCCUGGUCCAGGUUCCAUUUUUCACUUUGUUCUUUAAAAAAUAAAAUAUAAUAGCGUGUGAUUUCUAAAACUUUUGAUCUGUCCAGAAAGGGCAGCACUGAGUCUUUACUGUUUCUUUUCGCGUGUUGAGAAAUUUGUGUAUUAUCUCCAAACAGAUGAAAGGAAAUCUUAGGUUUGUUAAUAAUGGAUCCAGAGAGUAGCAUGUACAAGAAAACAAGAUUGAGUUCAAAAUGGAAAGUGUGUAAAUGAGUUUGAGGACAAUGACUUCAGUCCAUGGCCACGAACUGUUCAAGAUGUCUUAUUAGGAUUCUCUGAUUCAGUGUCGAGGGCAGCAGUCAGGACGAGAAUCACCAGAAAAGCAGAGUGACUCAUUAAAAAGUGUUGAAAGAGCUGUUUCAGAUCUGUGACGUGGUUUAAAACCAGGCAGAAUAUUUUUACUUUCAAUUUUAAAUGUCUUGAUUUUAUUUUCCGAUCAUUUCAGAAUGAAUUUGAAAUCACCUGUUUCCUUUUUUCAAUUUUAAUUUUUGUUGGUUGUUCUCUGGUUUGUUUAAGUUCUUCACUUUUCUUGGUGUGAAAAAUCAGCAUCAUACACUGUCCUCUUUUUUCAAGUGUCUUGUAAGUAUUUGAAUUAUUUUAUACUUUUCAAAUAAAAUGACGAAAAUCUGCA
Messenger RNA from Acanthochromis polyacanthus (spiny chromis), 3196 nucleotides. RefSeq names its product zinc finger protein 239-like. The coding region runs from base 114 to 1877 and encodes 587 amino acids. The record is from RefSeq and is a predicted model, not a curated record. The transcript is spliced from 3 exons. NCBI's taxonomy places the organism in Eukaryota, Metazoa, Chordata, Actinopteri, Pomacentridae. Gene Ontology annotation, biological process: regulation of transcription by RNA polymerase II. Gene Ontology annotation, molecular function: DNA-binding transcription factor activity; RNA polymerase II cis-regulatory region sequence-specific DNA binding. Gene Ontology annotation, cellular component: nucleus.